Molecule: messenger RNA, 4563 nt
Organism: Plasmodium adleri (nom. inval.)
Lineage: Eukaryota; Apicomplexa; Aconoidasida; Haemosporida; Plasmodiidae
Product: conserved Plasmodium protein, unknown function
Exons: 8
Coding region: 1-4563 (1520 amino acids)
Source: RefSeq, a predicted model, not a curated record
AUGAAAAAUUAUACAUUCAAUUUCGUCAAUGAAAAAAAGGAAAAGAAAACAGUUAAGCAAUAUGAUAAUAUUAUUACAGAAACUUUAUGUAGUUAUAAAAAAUACUGUGGUGUCCAUAAAAAAAAGGAUGACAAUGAUUAUAAUUAUAAUAAUUUGAUCGUUGAAAAAAAGAUUAGACAUAUAGAAGAUAAUAUUAAAGAAAACAAUUUCAUCCAUUUAAAUGAUGUAAAAAAAGAUACAUUUCAAUAUAAUAAUGAAUCGUAUUUUAGAAAUUUUAAUAUCAACUUAUGUGUACGAAAAGAAUUAUUGAAAGAUAACAUAUUAAAUAAAAUAAAAUAUUAUAUAAAUGAAUAUGUAUAUGAUGUAAAAGAUAAAAUUAGUCAUGAAAUAUUACAUGCUAAUGAUAAGAAAAGAUUAUUAAAAACAUAUAUAUAUGAAUUAAAAAAAAAUAAUUUCCUUAUUCUAGAAAAUUUAUACUUCUAUUUUUGUAUCAUCAAUAACUAUUAUGAUUAUGCAUUAACAAAAAUGUUUCAUAGUUUAUUAUUAGUUUUUAAUCAAAAAGAAGAAAAAGAUAUUUUAAUUGUCAUAUACUUAUUCCUCAUUUUAUUAAAUGAAAAUAAUAUUAAUAAAUAUAUUUCAUAUAUAUUUGACUGUCUCAUUCUUAUCUUAAAUGCUGAUAAGUAUAAUCUACCCACCGAUGAAAGAGAUGACACACAUCGUUUGUUUGAUCAUAAACCUAUGGUACUUAAAAAUUAUGUUGUAAAUGAGAAUGGACGAUAUUUCUUGUUCCUAUAUUUUUAUUACCUCCUAUUUAUAAUAUCUAAACAACAAUUUUCAAAUUACUCAGACAAAAUAAUUCGAAUUUGUUUAGUUGGAUUGUUUGAUUGUUGCAGUUACAUAAAUGAGAUAAUGAUGAAUUUGAUUGAAAAGAUUAUAAACGAAAUAGAAGAUGAAUACAUAAAUUAUCAUUAUAUUAUUUGUACAAGUCUUUUAAAAUGUCUAUGUAAUAGGUAUAGUAAAAUAAAAAUUCUAUGCAUGGAUACAAUGAUUAAAUUAAUUAUAAAAAAUAAUAAUAAUUCUAAAAAUUAUAAAAUUAUUGAGAUGUUAAUUGGUUAUAAGGAUCCUAAUAUAAUUCCUAUAAAAAGUUUUUAUGAUUCAAAUUAUGUUCAUAUAAAUUAUUUAUGCAUAUUAUUUAAUGAUAAAAAUACAAAAGUUAAAUUCCAUUUUUAUUCAUUUCUAUUUAUAUUAUUAUAUGAAUAUACUGAUUCCAAUGAUUUCGUUACAUUUUUAUUACCUUAUAUUUUUUCAGCCUGUUUUGAUAAUUACAAAAUAUUUAGAUUAUUAUCAUUCUUAUAUAUACAAUUAUUAUCAAAAAAGAAAACAUUUCAUGUAAAUAACAAUAUUAAAGAAGAAAUUAUAUAUGAAUUUUAUCCUGAAUGGUCAUAUAAAACAAAUUAUACCUUACCCUUACCAUUAACCCUUUAUUAUUUUCCUCAUUCAUAUAAUAACUCCUUCUUAAUAAACCAAAAUAUGUAUCAACUUAAUUUACAUAUUAUAAAUGAUAAAGAAACAAAAGAAGAACAAAAUAACGAUGAAAUGAAAAAAAAAUUUCAUAUAAAAUGUCAUCUUCCAAGAGAUGAUAUGAAUGAAAAUAUUAAUAUAAAAGAAAAUAAUUAUAAUAAUACAAUAUCUGAUAAUGUAAACGAAAUGAUUUACAAUUUGACGGAAGGACAUAAAAAACAAAAUGAAUAUAGUAAAGAAUAUUAUGAAUUAUUACUAAAUAAUUUCAUCAAAAGUAAUAAACAUAUUUCAAAUAUCUUAAUAGAAAAUAAAAUAACAAAUAUUGAUAUAACACACAACAAAUUUAAUAUAGAAUGUAAACAACUAGCUUUUACAUUAUUAAAUUCAUACUUUAAAUAUUUAUAUAAAAAUAUAGAUGAUUGUACAAAUUUUGAAAAAUUAGAGAGAAGCAAAAUUAUAUUACUAAUUUUUUAUUUUAUUGAAGAUAAUAUAACAGAACAUAUACCUUCUUUCAUAACCUUUCUAUUAAACAUAUUUGAAAAUAAAUUAAAUUUCGAAUUAUGGGUAAUAUAUAUGAAUUCUUUAUAUUUAAUAGGAUCUUAUGUAAAACCUACUAACUAUUAUUUCUUUCUUGAAAAUUAUUUGAAAAAUAAAAUACAAAAUAAAAGCACCACAAUAAAUUGUCUAUAUAUGUUAAACCAAAUAUUUACUGGAACAAUAGAAACGUAUAAAAAUAUUAAGAACAAAGGAUUAACGGAUAAAAAUAUACAUGAGAGCUUUUUAUUGCUAUUGAAUGAUUUAAUAAAAUUAUUCUUUUCCAUUUUAAAUGAACAUGAAUAUAUAGAGAAGUACGUUCUCAUUUUACAGAUAAUACAUACCAUAAUUAUGGACGAAUGUGUUUAUCAACGAAUGGAAGAAAAAAAUAUAAUUUACUUAAUAAUUUUGUUAUAUAUAAUAUUUAAUAAAAUAAGUAGUAUAAGGAAAAACAUAAUGAAGAAAAAAGACAGAAUAUGCAUAAGUAAAAAUUGUUAUAUUUCUGUAGAAAUAUUUGAUCUUCAAUUUUAUAUAGACAGAAUAAAGAAACAGAAACGUUUUGAAAAUCUCGACCUUAGUAAUGACCUUUUGAAUAUUAAAAUAAGCUCAGAGAUUAUUUAUGAAGUAUUCAAAUUUUCAGAUGAUAACAUAAACCAACAAAAAUUAAUUCUAGAAUUAUUAUCAGAUGAUGUGUUGUAUAAUACAUAUUAUGUAUAUUUCUUAAUACAAUAUAUUAUUAAAAAAGAGACGUUUUUUUUUGAUAAUAAUUUUUGUCUGUUUUUAUGUAAUAUAAUAAUAAAAAUUUUUAAUCUUCAUCAAAAUGAAGAGAAUUUAUUUAAAGUUGUAAUUCAUGAAAAAAGUUUAGAAUUAAAGGAUAUUGAAUCUGAGAAUUAUAAAAAGAAUAAAAAUAAAGUGAAACAUUCCUUUUUAGAAUAUGCAAGUACAAUGUUUUUAUUAUAUAUAUUUAAGAAUAUAAACAUAUAUGAAACAUUUGAAAAUAUCAUUAAAAUAUGUCAAAUGAUUUAUCAUCUUUUGAUUGAAAUAAGGAACCCUUACUCAUUUUUAUUUUUUAUUAAAUACACAAGUUUGGUUGAGAAACUUUGUGACAUAUUAGAGUGUAAUGAUGUGAAGAGUAUAUAUUUCUGCAAAUACAUAAUUAAGGAUAUUCAUAUAAAUUAUGAAAAAUAUAUAAAUAAUGAUGGGGAUAUAAGAUAUUUGGAUAAUAUAAAUAUAAAAAGCAAAUUACAUAUCCGUAAAAGAAUAAAUGACCAAAUAGAUCUUUUAUUUUAUUAUAUAAGUGGUUGUAUUUAUAUAGUUUAUUAUAAAUCCUUGUACUGUUUUUCAUUUAUAUUAAAUAAUAUGAAUGAACAGAUAGAAGGAUUAAAUACUCAUCAAUUGUUUUUAUCAUAUUUUCAGAACACACAAGAAAGAAUAUUAAAAAUUAUAAAAAUAAAUCAAAAGAAUAAUUAUGAUAUUUGGAAUACAUACAUGACAUCUAUUCAAGAUAUAUUAAAAAAUCCCAAAUUUUCAGAAUUCUUAUUUUUGAAAAAUUAUAUUUUACAAUCAACAGAUUAUAGUCAACUUAUUAUAAAUAUUCAUAAGUACUACAAACAUUCAUAUGAUUUUUUAAAUAGCAUUAACCUAUUUGUUUUAAAUCCUAUAUUUUUUAAUUAUUUCUAUGAAUAUAAGAAGUAUGAAAAUAUUUUGUAUAAUUCUUUUUUUUCUUGGAACUCAAUAAAUAAUAAUGAAAAUAUAUCAAACGGGGAUAUAAAUCAAGCAUCAAAUGAAAAUGUAAAUAAAAUAACAAAUGGAGAUGAUAAUAAAAUACAACAUAACAAUGAUGACUUUAUAAAAAAUAUGGAAACAUUUUUUAAUUCAAAUAAUAAAAUGAAGGAUAUCAAAUAUAUUAAAUAUGAUGAAACUAAUUUAUUCAAUUAUUUUAAAAAUCACGAUUUCAUUUUAUAUAUGAAUAAAUAUAAAAUUUAUAAUAUUCCAUUUAAAAUAUUAGAAUAUAGAUCAAUCAUAAUUUUAUUGUAUUCUUCUUUAUUAUUUUAUGUUCAUGAUUUUUUUGAAAUAGAUAUAUCUGAAACGGUUAAUUUUUCUUUAAUAUCAAAGAGGGCAAUAGGAUUAUGUGACGAGUUCUUUUUAAAAAAAUAUUCUUAUGUCUGUCAAAAUUUGAAAUCCUUUUUUAAUAUUCUUAUUGUGUUAUGUUUGAAUAAUGAACAUAUAUUGAAAGAUCGCUUAAUAAAAACAGUCGAAGUAAAGAAUGUCAAUAGAAUUAAUCAUAUAGAUAAUAAGUUCUUUCAUAAAAUUGUUCGUAGCCUUAUUAUAGAUGGUGAGGAUAAAAUAUCGAUUGAAGAAUCAUUUUGUGAAUGCAUAAAUUUUAUUCUAAAUAUAUUAUGUAGUUCUUAUAAGGACAUUUUAACCGAUUUAAGAGAUACAUAUAUUAAAACUAAACAUGUAAAAAGAUUAGAUGUUUGCAAUUAUAUAAUUAGGACAUUUUUAUAG